Molecule: messenger RNA, 5477 nt
Organism: Phycodurus eques (leafy seadragon)
Lineage: Eukaryota; Metazoa; Chordata; Actinopteri; Syngnathiformes; Syngnathidae
Product: ras and Rab interactor 2-like
Exons: 13
Coding region: 1460-4399 (979 amino acids)
Biological process (GO): signal transduction; vesicle-mediated transport
Cellular component (GO): cytosol; endocytic vesicle
Molecular function (GO): guanyl-nucleotide exchange factor activity; small GTPase binding
Source: RefSeq, a predicted model, not a curated record
CCGACUCAAGGCCUGCGGACAUGGACCAACAGCACGGAGCUGAGACAAGAUGGAAAAUCAAUCCGAUCCAUUGCACAAACACUCUACGACCACUUAGAAUGUCCUGAAGAAGAAAGAAACCGCCGGUGUACUAAGUAAGCAAACAUCAAAUGGGUAGCCAAAGGAAAACAACAGCCAUUGAUGAGCGAGACAUUUUUAGAGCUGUAAAGCUAGACCCUAAAACAUCUGUUAGUGAGAUCAGCACCAACCGUUAGAGGGUAGUGGAAUGAAAACAAACAAAAGUGCAAAUGCCACACAGGAAAAUGCAAGCCACACAUUAACAAGAAGAAUUGGAAGGCCUUGACACAACUGGAGGCCUCAUCACUAAGCCACCAAAAUGAGACUUUCAUUUAGCACAUACACAUGUGGAGCAUGCAACCUAUACAUCAUCCCCCCCCCUCUCCCCCCAAAAAAAACCCCACAUUGACUGCUUAACAAAAUGUUUAUGUAUGUGGCGGCUAUCGUAAGGUAACACUGACAACACUCUCGCACAUGUUAAUAGCGAAGUUGCCAAGUCAUGUUCAGAGAAACUUGGUCAGGGAGUGGUAAUAUGUUGACGAGCCACACUCUUACGUUACAAUCCAGCAGAAUUCACAGCAGUUGGCUUCCAGACACAUUUUCGGAAGGUUUUGUCAGUCUCCAGACUUGAAACCAAGAGAGUAUGGAUUUUACCUGCUAAAGAGGAAGCUGAAAGGAGCAAUCCACCAAAACAAUCAACGACUGAAAGAGACAGUGGCGAAAGCCUGGAAAAGCAUUGGAAAAGAAAAAUGUUGGUGAUGCAGUUACUCCCACAAGGAUUUGUAACUAAUUAUUAAGUUAGUAUUUGCUCAAUCAAAUUUUGCUCACCUAAAAAUCUGUGCUGUCCUCCAAGUAGUGCAUUCGAAUAUCAAUAUAAAUACCUCAAAAGAAAAGCUGAACUGUUGAUCUUUGUCUCAUAUUCGUCUUUUGAUGGCAACCCCAAACGAAAAUACAUUUAGUGUGGUUUUAACGUUUCUCCACCACCAGAGGGUAGAAGAGCACAAAAACGUAGAUUGGUUAAAAAACAAAAAAAAGAAAAAAAGAAAAGAACUGAUUUAGGGAAUGAAAAGUGAAGGAUGCUGCACGACAAAAACAUCUAACGGCGACAAACGUCACAGCCGUGCAUCAUCAUGGCACACAGACAAGCCGCUGUGACUUUGAUCGUCGCCAACUAAAAAUGUGGACGUCUGUUGGAAACUAUGCAAGCGCGCGCGCGAGCGCGUGCGGGAACAGUUGCGGCGAAGUUCGCAGACCUGCUCCAUGGGAAGAGGAGACGCGAAAACAUUUUGCACUGGAACGUGGCAAAGUGACGUUUGAGGACCCUUUGUAAAGAGCUCCGGUCCGUCCGCUCAUCGCCGCAGAUGUAAACACACACACAGACGCAAAAGCAGACUCUGACAAAAUGGACUCUAACACGUCGAGCGACAACCCUCAAAAUGGCCCGAUGAUUAGGAGCGGCAGCUUCUUCAAGCUGAUUGAUGCAUUUGCGCUGGAGAUUGGAGAGUUACAGAAGGAGAUGGUUCACACCUCUCCCACAGUGGACCAGGAGCCAGUGGACAUACAGGGGCCAGAGAGUGAGGUGGGGGGUGAAGUGAGUGGAGUUUACCUGGAGCCCCCCCGACAUGGCGGCGUCAGGUGUGAAAGGGAUUAUGGAUAUGACUCAUUACGGAGGAGAAUGAGUGUGUUGGACAGACUGACUCAAACCCACCCCGUGUGGCUGCUGCUGACAGUCAGUGAAGAGGAAGCCACACACAUCCUACUUGGUCAACCACCAGGGAUUUUCUUGGUAAGGAAAUCCGUCACUCUGCAGAGGAAGGUCCUCUCCGUGCGUCUGAAAGGGGAUCGCUCCAGAAGCUCCAUUAGCCACUUCCCUGUCAGAGAGAGCCAGUAUACAUUUUCUCUUGAUGGAUCCGGCAUCAGCUUUGCAGACCUUUUCCGUCUGGUGGCUUUCUACUGUAUAAGCAGGGAUGUGUUGUCCUUCCCUCUCAAACUCCCAGAAGCCAUUGCAUCUGCCAAGACACAAAAAGAUCUGGAAGAGGUGGCUCAACUUGGACCAGGCUUUUGGGACUCAGCCCUCUGCAGCCAGCGUCCCACCUCCCACGCUCCCCGCCGCCCUUCGAGCCGGACUCUCAGCCCGCAACGGACGAGCAGGACCAGGGAGGACGAGGGGUCGGAGCAGAGUCAUACUGGCCCCCAAAGUGACAGCGCACCACCAACAUUACGUCACCGGGCUCCUUCCUCUCGAAGUGAGAGAAGGCAUUCCAGUGCUACGCUCUGCUUUGUCAGCCCACUGUUUUUGCAGACUCGACAGCACCCCCACUGUGAGGAAGAUCCAUCUUCACACGAGACAAUAAAUGUGUCUAUGAAAUCCACAAGCGGCAGCCACGAGAGCGACCGGCACCGAGACGAGAUCAAAGUGAACCGCAAAUCGCACCCCCCUCCUCGACCUCCCCCCCCUCGCUUGAUGCUGCGCAGGCGACCAGCUCCACCUCCACCUGGACCUCCAGCACUUACCACCAGACCCAAGAGCAUGCCAGUGGCCAUUCCUGUGGUCCCAAGGCAAGAGCAGGCCCGCACCAGGCGCCCGGCCCCCCCUCGACCAACAAUGGGUGCGAAACACAGCAGCCCACCCAAGAGUGCAAGCUCAUCAAUCCCUGUGCCUUCAAACCCACCACCUCCAAGACCUAAUAAGCCUGUUCUGGCCCACCACUGCCACAUUGCCCUAGAUGAUGAGACCAUUGCCAAAGCCUUGUCGCGAGCCAAGCUACCACCAUCGGUCCCAGAUGAUGUUCCGCUCAAGAAAAGCGGUGUGAGUCCAUCAAUCCAAAAUGAGAGAGGACUUCAACGGCUCAGUGACAUGAGCAUGUCUACUUCUUCCUCUGAUUCGUUGGAAUAUUCACAGUCUCCUGGAUUCUCCCUGGGCCUGGGCUCCAGCCGCUCACGCCAUCUCAACCAUCAAGACACUGUAGAGGACACGAGUGAGGAGGAGGAGGAGGAGGAGGAGGAGGAAGAGGAAGAGGAAGUGGAGGAGGACUAUGGGGUGGGCCUCGAGGCUGACUUAGAAAUGCGUCUUCGUCCAUCCUUCAAAGCUAGAAGGCGCAGGGUGGGUGUGAGCCUAAGUGGAGGACCGUUUAUUCUCCCCCGGGCCUUAAAGGGACGCUUCAGCAAGGUGAGCAGUAUGCUGACCUCCCUGAUGACUCCAGAGAGACGGGCAGUGAAAAAGAUAGCUGAGCUGUCCAGGGAUAAAAGUUCAUAUUUUGGCUCACUGGUUCAGGACUAUAUAGCCUUUGUUCAGGAGAACCGUGGUUGCCACACAUCGGGGGAGGAUUUUCUGCAGACGCUCAGGCAGUUUAUGACGCAGAUGAAAGCUUACCUGUGCCAAAGUUCUGAGCUGGAUCCUCCUAUAGAGUCGCUCAUCCCUGAAGAUGUGAUUGAACAGGUGCUGGAAAAGGCCAUGCAUAAGUGUGUGCUGAAGCCUCUUAAGACUUUUAUUGAUGUGGCCUUACAUGACUUCCAGGUGAACAGUGGAGAUUGGCAUCGGAUGAGAGAGAACUUGGCUUUGGCAAAGUCCAAGAGGCCCCAGGAGCUGGGAGUGGAUGGCGCAGUACCCCCUGACGCCGUGGCUAUUGAGAAGAUCCGACAUAAGUUCCUUAACAUGAGGAAGAUGUACUCACCUGAGAAAAAGGUGUCACUGCUGUUACGUGUGUGCAAGCUCAUCUACACCAUCAUGCAGGACAACUCAGGGAGGAUGUAUGGCGCUGAUGACUUCCUGCCCAUGUUGACGUAUGUGGUAGCCCAGUGUGACAUGCCUCAGUUGGAUAUAGACAUCCAGUACAUGAUGGAGCUGCUGGAUCCAUCGCUUCUUCAAGGAGAAGAAGGUUACUACCUGACCAGUGCCUAUGGAGCUAUGGCCCUCAUCAAGAAUUUUCAGGAGGAACAAGCAGCAAGGGUGCUGAGCUCUGAGGCCAGAAACACUCUACAUCAAUGGCACCGCCGACGCACUGCCCAGCGUUCAGCACCCACAGUGGAUGACUUUCAGAACUAUCUACGGUUAGCCCUGCAAGAUGUGGAUACAGGCUGCACAGCUAAAACCUUAAUCGUCCAUUCAUACACCACGACGGAAGAGGUCUGCUUACUUUGUGCUCACAAAUUCAAGGUUUCAGAGCCUGACAAUUACGCGCUCUUUCUGGUCACCGAGGACACCUGUCAGCAACUGGCCCCUGACACACACCCUCAACAAAUCAAAGCUGAGCUUCACAGCCGACCCCGGGCUAAGACCUUCCAUUUUGUCUACAGGAGGGUGCCUAAUUUAAGCGGUUGCAUACCUGCCUGCGUCUUUUAAUGAUCAAGUGGAGCAAUGAGGGAAUAUUCCCAACUGGUAGCACUUGAAUACAAACAAUCACUGAUUUUUUUUUCCCAUUUCAAGCAUUUUGCUGCUUACUGGGGCUUGACUGAUAUGAUGUGUUUUAAUGGAGCAGCCAAGUGGGGAGGUUGGACUCUGGAAAGUGUUGCAAGAGUCAUAGUGAGCCCUUAAAAAUGUAUUUCAGUAAUGCUAAUAAAUGCGGCACGGUGGACGACUGGUUAGCACAUCUGCCUCACAGUUCUGAGGACCGGGGUUCAAAUCCCCGGCUCCGCCUGUGUGGAGUUUGCAUGUUCUCCCCGUGCCUGCGUGGGUUUUCUCCUCCGCGUACUCCGGAUUCCUCCCAAACCCAAAAACAUGCAUGGUAGGUUGAUAAAAGACUAAAUUGCCUUUCGGUGUGAGUGUGAAUGGUUGUUUGUUUAUAUGUGCCCUGCGACUGGCUGGCGACCAGUUAAGGGUGUACCCCGCUUCUCGCCCGAAGAUAGCUGGGAUAGGCUCCAGCCCGCCCGCGAUUCCGAGUGAGGCUAAGCGGUAUGGAAAAUGGAUGGAUAUACGCUAAUACAUUUGCUCAAGGCAUCAUGUCAGCAAAAAUACUGUACGUUAAAGAAGUAAUAAGAGGUUGUGCGAUGUGUUGAUUUGGAGGAAAUUUGUUAAGUUUGAGAUGCAGAAGAAAGUUGUUUUUUUUUUUUUUUUUUUUUUUUACAUAAAUAGACUGUGGGAUAUGCACACUGUCUAAAAGCAGCAAUGACAUUAUAUGCAUUUUAUGUAAUUAACUGCUGUAAUCCCAAUCUGCCUUCAAAGGAAAUGUAAACUAGUGUAUGCUACUGCAAGCAUUCAGAUGUCACCAAGUGAUGAGCUAGAUUAAAUGAAAAUGAACCACAUAAAACACCAUCAAGUUGAAUGAACUAUUGCAACUAAUAAUGUUUUACUCUUGCUUCUCUGCAAUUGCUGGUCAAUUGCGACUUCUAUUACUAGGAUCAUUUUUUUAUAUUCAAAUGUUUCUUUUUAUAUCGCAAUUAUCUCUUAAGUGGGAAAGACGUGUCUUAUUAAUAUUUCCGCA